Staurois parvus is the source of this 599-nucleotide messenger RNA. The record is from the annotation of a GenBank genome assembly. NCBI's taxonomy places the organism in Eukaryota, Metazoa, Chordata, Amphibia, Anura, Ranidae.
UCACCAGGCACAACCCGUGGGCUCCGAGUCAACUGGGAUGACCGCUGGCACUGGGUCAGACAUUGGAUCGUCUGGCUGGACAGCGGGCAUCGGGUCACCAGGCAUCAGGUCAUUUGGCUCGACAGCGGGCACCGCGUCAUCUGGCAAGGCAGUGGGCUCCGAGUCAACGGGUAUGACCGCGGGCACUGGGUCAGACAUUGGAUCGUCUGGCUGGAUAGCGGGCACUGGGUCACCAGGCAUCAGGUCAUUUGGCUCGACAGUGGGCACCGCGUCAUCUGGCAAAGGCAGUGGGCUCCGAGUCAACAGGCACGACAGUGAGCACCGGGUCAUCAGGUACCGGAUUGUCUGGCUUGACAGCGGGCAUCGGGUCACCAGGCAUCAGGUCAUUUGGCUCGACAGCGGGCACCGGAUCAGGUACCGGAUCAUCUGGAUCAACAGCGGGCAUCGAGUCAACUGGCCUAAUAGGAUCGUCAGGCUGGAUCAGUUCAUCAUGCUGGGUAGAGAGGCAUCAGGCUGAAUGCCGGCGUCCGGCCGAGUAGAGGCUUCAGGCCGAGUAGAGGCUUCAGGCCGAGUAGAGGCUUCAGGCCGAGUAGAGGCAU